CAAAACCACAGCAGUGUUAAACCACAACCACCCCGGAAAAAAACGAAUCUAGAAAACAACACAAAUAGUUAAGCGGAGAAGUAAGCAUCGAGAGCGCUCUUCAAAAAUAAAAAACUGCCCUUUUAAAUUUGUAUCCUUUCAUGACGGGAUAUGUUCUUAUAACCAGAGAAACCUCUCUGCAUUGUUUUAUACCUUGCGCUUACAACCUGUGGCCUCAGACGCUGAAUGUGACUCAUGGCUGAAUGAUUUCCUUGCUGAGGCAGGCCUGGUACGAACCAACAGCCGGAGAGAAACCCGGAGAUGAUCGUUAUUUCUACGCCAUUAAACAAUGGCCCAAGACAUGCAACGCAACGGCUACUCUUUUACCCAGGGACAUGGUACCCUUGUCGGCAUAUAAAUAAGGAACGAGGAUCCAGACCGGUCUUCAGAAAGGCCUGGUACGAACCAACAGCCGGAGAGAAACCCGGAGAUGAUCGUUAUUUCUACGCCAUUAAACAAUGGCCCAAGACAUGCAACGCAACGGCUACUCUUUUACCCCGGGACAUGGUACCCUUGUCGGCAUAUCAAUUAGGGACGAGGAUCCAGACCGGUCUUCAGAAAGAGACAGUGAAGGAUACGCCGCCCUGCACUCGGCGAUUUUAACUUGGGGCCAUCACCUUAGAAUUUGGCCCAAACCAAAUCCUGGAUUCAAGACUACCCUGAGUGACGUUUUUGCCCGGGAUGAGCUCUGCCUCUGCAGACUCUGUGAUCAGGGCGUCAACAUCAACGCUAGGAGUGGCGACAGUAGCAGUCAGACGGCCCUCCACCUGGCUGUUCGCUAUGGGGUGCUGCCUGCAGUAGCCAUCCUGGCCAGCUACGGCGCUGAUGUCAACGCAGAGGACAGUAGUGGGAUGACCCCGCUGCACGUGGCCAGCGGAACUCUCCAGAAAGACAUCGUAUCUAGCCUCAUUAAGCUGGGAGCGGACAUCAACGCUGUAAGCAGAUGGACAGGGAACACCCCCUUGCACCUGGCCACCACGGCUGUAGCCGUACGGGACCACCGAGGCCCGGCGUCCACCGGCCUGGGCUGUGUCGCGGAGCUCCUGCGUCACGGGGCCGACCCCGAUGUGGCCAACCGAGCCGACCUGACGCCCCUGCAGGAGGCCUGCGUCCACGGCCAGGAGGAGCUGGUGGACAUGCUGCUGUCGCACGGCGCCGACCUCAACCGGAGGACCGGCGCGGGCGAGGGCUGCCUCCUCCUGUUCCUGGACCGCCCGGUGAACGUGCGGCGGGCGGGGAGCCUGCUGUCAAAGCUCCUCUGCCUGACCCGACCGUCGGGCCUCUCCGUGCGGGACGCCGGCGGACGCCUGCCCGCCGCGCUGACGAGGCCGUGCUACGCCGCGCAGAGAGGCCGCCUCCUGGCUCUGAGCCGGCGGCCCAAGAGCCUCAAGGACUUGUGCAAGAACCGGGUGUACCUGAGCCCUGCGCACGCCGGCCGAGUGCGGCUGAGGGACGUCCUGCCCGACGCGAUUUUCGAUUUUGUAUUCAACCGCUGGGAAGCUCCCGGCGACGUCUCGUUCAGCAUGGAGGAGGACGACGGCGAGUGCCUCGGAUAGCUGGGCGACAGCCUAACCACUAAAGAACUGCUGUGAAAAACCAUUGCCUACUGAGCCGCCACCGCUGUGCACAUGCAUGAACGCACACGUCUGACUUCCCACCGCAACUUUACUUGUCGUCUUUUUAGGAGUGGGUUUUUUUUUUUCCAGGGAGAGUGUUACCUUGAGGUCUCUGUGCAUCAUUCCCUUGGAGUGAAUGUAUUCCACACCUUCCAGUGUUUUCCGAAGCAAGCAGAGUGUGUGUUCCCCAUCCACCAAGGCAUAGGGACCUGGGGAUGCAAAACCACACACGCACACACACACACAGACAGACACACACACACACGCACACACACACAAACACACAAACAAUUAAAACAUGCUUCUGCACCAACUCAAUUCUCUUGUGCCUGAAAAAGUGGGUCAUGGAAGAGUUCGAGAGUGAGUGAGUGUAUGAGUGAGUGAGUGAUUGACUUGAGGUAUUUGUGCCGUUGAGUUACAUUUUGAGGAGAGCUCCUCUGAAGGCCGAGAAUUCCUUUCCGAUAUCCAGUCCUUCAGAGAUCGCUCACAGAGCUGCAUCUGUAUGUAGAGCAUCAGGUGGAACUGUACCUACACACAAACAGGAACACACACGCCUCCACAUGAAUCCGGAAAUAAAAGAAAAUACUUUCUACUUUUUUUUGAGGAACAGAGAAGAAAGUUUCUCCUCACAAGACCAAAUUGCUUCUCUCAUUUGGUUUUAAAAACAGUAUGCAUUUGGGGAACAGAUAAAUUAUAAAAUAUUUCCAUAUUAUAUGAUAUA
This is a messenger RNA of Gadus chalcogrammus (walleye pollock), 2376 nucleotides long. Its product is annotated as ankyrin repeat domain-containing protein 61-like. Bases 498 to 1595 code for a protein of 365 amino acids. The transcript is spliced from 5 exons. NCBI's taxonomy places the organism in Eukaryota, Metazoa, Chordata, Actinopteri, Gadiformes, Gadidae. Gene Ontology annotation, cellular component: ciliary inversin compartment. The record is from RefSeq and is a predicted model, not a curated record. Gene Ontology annotation, biological process: protein localization to ciliary inversin compartment. Gene Ontology annotation, molecular function: protein binding.